GUGACCUCGUAACACUUCGACCGGAAUUGUGAUCCCUUGUUCUCUGUCUUCGAAGAAUUCAACCAAAUCCCUAAACCAAAAAACCCCCAAUUCAUCUUCAGUUCUUCUUUUCAAAUCCUAAAUCCAUAUCCACUCAUUUAAUCUCUCAAUAUUUCUUGCUUCCUCGGAGCUUUGCUGCAGGUAGAUUUGCGAGCAAUCUGCUCGUACGAGCUAUUUCUUUAGAGAAAUUAUCAUGGCAAGUACUACAGUUGUCCCGAAUGCAAUUAUACCUGAAUUUCUCAACCAUACUAAUUAUAAGCAUUGGAGUCUGCGGGUCAAAACGUACUUAUUGUCUAAAGACCUCUGGGAUGUUGUUGAACCCACCGCUGAGAUUCCUAAACUACAAGAAAACGAUGGUGAACAAGAUGAUGAUGGUGAAAAAAAAAAGGUUUGGACAAGGAAGAAUGCGAAAGCGUUACAUAUAAUUCAAAAUUCAUGCGGAAGUGAUAUGUUCUCUCUUAUCAGUGAAAUUAGCAACGCACAAAGUGCCUGGGAGGCUUUGGAAAAAGGAUGCAACGAAAAACAAAAGGCUGAAAACGAUGCCAAAGAAUUCGAGCGCUACAUACCCUUCUCUAACUUUGUGAUAAAUGGUGAUUGGGAGAAUGCAAAGGAAUGUCUUACAGAACUUCCAGAUGCAAUAACAGCAAGAAACAAAUUUGGAGACAUAGCUCUUCAUAUAGCAGCCAGGAAAGGGCACUUGCAUAUCGUGAAAGAGUUGGUCUUAUUGAUGGGACAAGAUGAUUUAAAAUCCAAAAGCGCUGAUGGUCUCACAGCUCUUCAUCUAGCAUUUAGGAACGGGCGCUUUGACACUGUUAAAGAGCUGUUGCCCGUGAUGGGAGGAGUAAAAGACUGCUAUGGUAACACGGUUCUCCACAUGGCAUUACUUAUGCAGCAACCACGCACUGUAAAGUGGAUGGUGAAGUUAAUGAAAAGAGAAGACUUGGAAUUAAAAAACAGCGAUGGUUAUACAGCUCUGAAAUUAGCAGUCAAGAAGGGGAAUGUGUCUACUAUUAAAGAGUUGCUGCCGUACGAUGAUGACUUUGACCGUUAUAUACCGUUCACUAAUGCUGUAAUUGAAGGUGAUUGGAAUAAUGCAAAGUAUUGUCUUAGAGAUCUAGAUCCCUACAGGGCAGUAAGAGCAAGAGAUCCAAGAGAUGGACAUGAGAACACGGCUCUUCACUCAGCAAUCAAGCAUGGGCAUGUGGAUAUUGUGAAAGAGUUGGUGUCGUUGAUGACACAAGAAGAUUUGGAAGUGAAAAAUGCUGAUGCUUUCACGGGUAAGUUAAAUGCAGACCUCAGUGAACGAGCAGUCGUUGAAAUGGCUAAGUACAUGGUUGAACAGAAUGAGAUACUGCUUGCCCGUGUUUUAGAACUAGAGAAUGCUUUUGGAGACACACCUCUUCACGAAGCAGUCAGUAAGGGGGAUAUGUCUAUUGUGGAAGAAUUGGUACCUUCGAUGAGACAAGAAGGUUUUGAAAUAAAAAAUAGUAAUGGUUUUACAGCUCUUCACAAAGCAGUCAUGAACGAAAAUGUGGAUAUUGUAAAGAUUAUAGUCCGGCGGAUGAGACGAGAAGGUCUGGAAGUAAAAGGUGCUCUUGGUUACACAGCACUUCACCAAGCAGUCAAGAUGGGGAAUAUGGGGAUUGUGAAAGAGUUGGUAUUGUUGAUGAGACAAGAAGGUCUUGUAGUAAAAAACGACGAGGGUUCCAAUGCUCUUCACCUAGCAGUCAUGAAUGGGAAUGUGGACAUCGUGAAGAUGUUGGUCUCACUGAUGAGACGAGAAGAUUUGGAAAUAAAAGGCGCUCUUGGUUACACAGCACUUCACCAAGCAGUGAAUAUGGGAAAGACGGGGAUUGUGAAAGAGUUGGUAUUGGUGAUGAGACAAGAGGGUCUUGAAGUAAAAAACGAUAAGGGUUCCAAUGCUCUUCACCUAGCAGUCAUGGAGAAAAAGAAUAUGGACAUUGUGAGAGAGUUGAUGUCGUUGAUGAGACCACAAGCGAUGGAAAUAAGAAAUGGUGAAGGUUUUACAGUUUUAGGUUGUGCUAUGAAGGUAGGCCACAACGAUGGAGACAUUUGGGAAAUGGCUAAAUACAUGGCUGAAAAGAACAAAAAAGUAUUUGGCACUCGCUCAGGUAUAGACAUUCCAGUUGUAUGGGCUGCUGGCUGGGGCAAAUGGAAAUUAACUCACUAUCUCUAUUCCGUCACUCCUUGUGAAGCUCUAAACGGGCUUGACGGCGCUAAAUUUAUUAGUAUUGCUAUUGAACGUCUGGAAGCGCUUGAUUUGGCAUGGGAUUUACUACAACUUUCCCCAAGACUGGCAAUAUAUCCCUCAAACUCUCCUUUUUAUGCAUUGGCUAGUGCACAUUAUGCAUUCUUCAGUGGAGUGCGACUCACAUUCUGGCAAUCGUGGAUCUACAACAGCCUACGCAUUCAACCUCCAAGCGAUUUAAAUAUUCAUGAGACUUCUGCAGAUUUUCCAAACUUUGAAGAUGAUCAAGAUAUGAGUUGGCUCAGAGGACCUCGUACGGUUCUCUCUAAAUUAUUGGGUGUCAACACAGGAAUCAAUGACAUGUAUAAAAUGAAAUCGGUUCAUCAAAAAAUCAGUAAGAUCCUACGUCUCAUGUGUGAAGUGACCAGAGAUGUCAAUCUUACGGAUAGGGAAUUUCGCAUGGUGGGGACAUCAAUCUUCAGAGCUGUAGAAGUGGGGAAUGUUGAAUUUGUUUCUCAUAUAUGUGCAGCAAAUCCGAAACUCCUUGAUUACCGCAUGGUGAGAGAAAGAUAUAGAACCAUAUUUCAAUGUGCCGCUAACUGUCGUCAAGAAAAGAUUUAUAGUAGUCUCAAGAAGGAAAAGAGAGAGAGAUUCCUAAGGGUAUCGGCUGGGAAAACUAACGGUACUAUGCUACACAGUGUAGCAAAUUUAUCCCCACUUUCACAAUUGACUAAUAUUCAAGGUGCAAGUUUGCAAAUGCAAAGAGAACUACAAUGGUUUAAGGAAGUGGAGAGUAUUGUACCUCCUGACCUACAUAACAUACGGGAAAAUGUAGAAAACUUGACAGCCCGUCAACUAUUUACCAAGAGUCAUGAGAAAAUAAUGGAGGAGGCAGAAAAAUCAGUGAAACAAACUGCAAGUUCUUGUACAGUUGUAGGUUCUCUCAUUGCCACUAUGAUCUUUGCCGCAGCAUUCACAGUUCCUGGUGGAAACGAUGAUAAUACAGGCAUCCCCAUGUUCAUACAGGAAAAAUUAUUUCUAACUUUUAUAGUUUCAGAUACUCUAUCACUUGUGUCUUCAACAACUUCAGUGAUUAUAUUUUUGGGACUCCUUACAUCACGUUAUGCAGAGGACGAUUUUCUCAAAUCGUUGCCUAAAAAGUUGAUGACUGGCCUUCUUACACUUUUCAUCUCCAUUGCUACCAUGAUGAUUGCAUUUUCUUCUGCCCUUGUCAUUAUGCUUCAUGGAAGGUACUCUUGGAUAGUUGCUCCGAGCAUUUUUCUUGCGAGUGUUCCAAUUGCCUCAUUUGUGUGGGUGCAAUUUCCCCUCCUUCUAAGGACUUUCAUUUCUACCUAUGGGCCAGGAAUAUUUGACAAGAAAACCAAACCUUGGUAUUAAAUAAAUUUUGAUGCAAGGC
Rosa chinensis is the source of this 3665-nucleotide messenger RNA. RefSeq lists its product as uncharacterized. NCBI's taxonomy places the organism in Eukaryota, Viridiplantae, Streptophyta, Magnoliopsida, Rosales, Rosaceae. The transcript has 9 exons. Gene Ontology annotation, molecular function: protein binding. The record is from RefSeq and is a predicted model, not a curated record. The coding region runs from base 233 to 3646 and encodes 1137 amino acids.